CGCAAGGUCCUGCCUGCAGGGCGGCGGCACCGGCGACGACUCCGCGGAGAAGCCUCCAGGGCUGGGUUGCGGGGGGCGGAGCCAGGUUGGGGUAAGGGGCGGUCAGCCCCGUUGCCAGGAGGCGGAACCUGGACACAAUGGGGUCUGAGAGUCGGGCCGGGAGGGGGCAGGCAUCCGGGCACUCCACCUUGCCUUCCCCGCCGGGAGCCACGAGAGCAGGUGCCGCGGGCCGUAAGCUCACCCCACCCUCGCGCGCCAUGGGCUCGGACGUCUGGGUCGGCCCUUGGCGGCCGCACCGGCCCCGCGGCCCCAUCGCAGCGCUCUACAGAGGCCCGGGGCCCAAGUACAUGCUGCCACCGAACACCGGCUACAUCCUGCACGACCCGUCGCGGCCCCGCGCCCCGGCGUUCUCCUUCGGCGCGCGCCUCCCCACGCAGCAGACUUCGUGCGGCCCCGGGCCCGGCCACCUGAUUCCAGCUCGUAUGACCGUGCGCGGCCCCGACGGCACCCCCGCCUACUCCAUCUACGGCCGUCCGCGCCACGCAGCGUCCUUCCUCACUCCGGGACCCGGCAAGUACUUCCCAGAACGAGCUGGGAACGCGACGUACCCCAGUGCGCCUCGGCACACCAUCGCCCCCCGAAACUGGGGCAUCCACGCGGAGCCGCAGACCCCAGGCCCCGGGGCCUACACUGUGCCCUCGCUCUUGGGUCCGCGUGUCAUCGGUAAAGUCUCGGCCCCAACUUACUCCAUCUAUGGCCGCAGCGCAGUGGGCAGCUGCUUCGAGGACCUCAGCAAGACCCCGGGUCCCUGCGCCUACCACGUGGUGAACACUGGGAUCUACAAGCCUCGGGCCCCCCAGUUCUCGAUGCUGGCGCGGAAUUCACUCCCCCAGGACAACACCCUGAAUCCGGGACCCGCAGCCUACAACGUGGACCAAGGGGUCUGGAGUCCCGGGUCAAGGGUCAGGGGAGAGGGGAGGAGGGUCGGAGUCCCGGGGUUCCCCGGCGCGGAGCUGGACGCCUGGCCCCGCGAGGUCAGCGCCGUCUCCUGGGUCCGCAGCACCGCAAGCCCGGCGGCUGGAGCUUCGGGAUCCGGCAUUCGGACCACCUGGCCCGGGUCCUGACCUACGCGGAUGACUGACCCGCUGGGCGGGCGUGGCCCCACAAACUUUUGCUUAAAGCCUCCUGAGCCAGCAGCGUGUCCGCCCCUGUGUGUUCGCGGCGGGCGCGCGGGGCGCGGGGCGUGCGCGGCGGGACGCUGGGGUCCACGGGUCCCCGGAGCUCCGUGGGCGGACCGGCCCGGGAAGUCCCGGAAGGCGCGCGCCCGCAGGCCUUCCUGAUUGGCCGAGACAGAAGGGCCUGGGGCGACCAUUGGCCGAGAGUCCGCCUGUCCGGGAGGCCCCGCCCACCCGCCGUCCUGUGGCCGCCGGACGGCAAACCGCACCCGCCUGGAGUCUGGAGCAGGAUGGGUGAGGGCCGCCGUACCGGACAGGUACAGGCCGGGGUCAGGCUGUGAGGCCGCCGAGUAGGAGCCAGACACGGAGACACGCACACGGGCACCACAGACACGGUACAGAGGGGGCGGACAUGAGAGGGAGAGACCGGGACCAGGGUCGGGACAGGUGCACCUGCUGCAGAGACCCGGACACAGGGCGGCCGCAGGUUCCGGCGGUCUCGCACCCCGCAGGCUCGGAGCGAUGGCGUCCUAGGGACCCACGGCCCAGGGGCGCCUGGUGACCUUUCAGGGGGAGGGAGCUCAAGCAACUCCCGGGUCUGACCCGCCUGAAGAGAGACGAAAGCCCCCUGAGCUAGGGGGACCUGCGGGGCUUCGUGUGCGCUGUGGAGGGGAGUGUGCAGGGCGCGCAAAUCGGUGCGUGGGAACUUCUGGGCACCCCUAACCCUGAGGUCAGCCCGAGACCGCUUUCCCCUGGGGACGCCACAACUGUCCUGGGGACAGUGCCCCAGCACUGUCAGUGACCUCAAGAUAACCCACCGCUGUGAGAACACCACGCCCCCCCCACCCCCGUGAUGGCUACAUCACCACCGUAUUCCAUGCCUAGAGGCCGUGCUAGUGGCCAUGCCACUGGGAGGCAUAGAUCUGAAGAAGAAAGUGGUGCUGACCCAGGCCCCGGCCAAGUCUGGGCAGCAGCUGGAGCUGCCAGAGGCCUUCUGCCCGCAACUCAUGAACAAAAUUCUACAAGGGGAGUGGGUGACAAGGUCAGCCUGGACCUGGUACCUACCCGGCUGGCUAUAGGCUACAAGGUUAGAAGAUGCCUCCUCUCCAGACCAGAACGUCUGACCUCAAAGAGGUCAGUUAGCAGCAUACAGGCAAUCUCCAACUUCAAGCCUGACCUAGACAAAGUCCCCCAAAGAUGGGGUCCAGGCUUCUCACCCCCAGGAUGGAAUUUAGGUUCCCCCCACCCCAUCAGCCCCCCAUAACAGGACCAAGUUCUCCAGCUCCCCCUUGGGUACCCCACUCAGGACUCCCAAGGGAAGAGCUGGGUACUCCUCUCUCUUGGUUCCCCAGACUUGUGCUCCUAGGGGUAGGUACUAGCCUCCUCCUCGUCACUCCCCAUACCAAAUCAAAACAAUUUCUUUUCCAUUCCCUCUCCACCAGCUGCACAUACAACCACUUACUAAAUGCUUAACUCCAGCUGAAGCCCUAACCAGGGAAAGUGAGAGAGAAUGGUGGAGGUAGAGGAGGAGUAGGUGUGCAGGUGUACUCAGCAUCCCUGCCCAGCAGGUACCAAUGACCAACGGAUGUGGUUUGAGGUACCCUGGUGGGGCAGGGAGGGGUGGGGCCGGGGAGGAAGCCCCGCCAAUAAACUGGAGUCUAUUCCUGGAUUCACCCUCAUCCAGAGUUAAGAGCAGGUACAGGUGGGCCACUGGUCAUUGAUCUAGGUUCUUGAUGGUAAUAUUGGCCAGAAUCUCUGAAGAAUCACUGAUAGGUCAUUGAUCAGGGUCACUAAUGAGGAUAUUGAACAAAGUUAUUUAUGGGUCACUGAUGGUCAUUGAACUUUGGUCACAUCAUCAGUGAAACCUUGAUUGGAGUCAUUAAUAGGGACUUGAUAAUAAUCACCAUUGGGCUCUCUGAUCAAUCCUUAAUGGGCCACAGGACAUUGGUCAUUAUACCUGAUGGGUCAGACCAGUCAUUAAUGAGGAAUUACCAGAAUUGUUCAGAAGUUUCUGGUCAUGGUCUUGGACACCUGUCAUGGUUGCUGAUGAAUCCGUGAUCAGGGUCAGUGAAGGGGGUCCCUGGAAGUCCUGAUGCAGGGUAGUCUGGCCGGAUGUAAGGGCUGCUGGAGGGAGUGGGCGCAGUCCUAUGGGUCAGGGCAAGAAGCUGGUUCCUGUGGACGGACUCCUGUAUGAAGCCAGAGUGAGUGUCAGUCUCCAUCGACACCCUGCUAGUCAUCACAGGUAACCCGACCUCAGACUCCAGGUCUACUUCCUGCAUGUUAAAGACCCCUGACCUCUGACCCACACAGUCAGGGUCCUCUCAUCAGGAGACCAUGAGACUUCCCCCAAUCACUGGUGAUCUGAAUAGACCCCAGGGUCAGCGUACCAUCACAAGAUCCCUGACCACCAACUCAGAAAGGUGACCUGACUGAUGCACAACCCACCAAGCCCGUUGCAGGUACAACAGGGGACUUGAUCCUCAACAUUCAGGGUCUCUAAACCCUCAUGACUGACCCAAGAGUCAGUAUACCCCUGUGAGAAAUAAGCCCACCGACCCACUCGAAGGAAGGACACAGAGACUCAGAGCACAGUGAAGCCAGGCUCUAAUCAACGUUCUUGCAAGAGCGGUGUCUAAGGGACAGGCACACUCAGGGCGGUUACGGCAGGCAAUUUAUCUCCUAGCGUGAAGUCCCUCCCCUUGUUCUUCAUUGGUGAGUACUACAGAGGUUACAGCCUUCCCCAGAGGUCGCCUCUGCCCACGGAAGGCACAAAGGAGUCUGGUUGGAACAAAUGUACAUUCCCUGAGGUGAGGCAGA
This is a messenger RNA of Acinonyx jubatus (cheetah), 3992 nucleotides long. RefSeq names its product outer dense fiber of sperm tails 3B (gene CIMAP1B). Lineage: Eukaryota; Metazoa; Chordata; Mammalia; Carnivora; Felidae. Gene Ontology annotation, cellular component: cytoskeleton. The transcript is spliced from 6 exons. The record is from RefSeq and is a predicted model, not a curated record. The coding region runs from base 138 to 1124 and encodes 328 amino acids.